AUGAUUACCAAAGUGUUCAAUCUCUCAAUAGAACAACAAUGUGUCCCUCUGAUGUGGAAGCUCACCAAUGUGAACCCUUUACCCAAAGAAUCUCCUUUGACAGAGUGUAAUCAGUUGAGCCCUAUAUCGCUCAAAAACAUCAUUAUGAGAUUAUUUGAAAGGGUAGUUUGUAAACAGGAGAUUGCGUCUGCAUUCAAAUCCGUGAUCGGACGAGAUCAAUUUGCUUAUAAAGAGGGAACAAAUACUACCGAUGAUCUGACUAUGUGUUUGCAUCAUUGGUUCAAGUGGCUGGAUGAAGGUGCAGACUCUGUUAGGGUAAUAUCAUUUGCCUAUAAGAAAGCGUUUGACUCGGUAUCUCAUAAACACUCGAAAUUAACCCGUAUACUAUAAACUGGAUGAUUAGUUUUCUGGCGAACAGAAAACAAAGAGUUGUUGUUGAUGGCAUAGAAACUGUUUAUGUUGAUAUUAACAAAGGCGUACCGCAGGGUACGGUUUUGGGUCCUUUUCUAUUUUCGUUGAUGGUUAUCAUAUAAAACCCAUGGAUGCGCAAAACAACCUAUUGGUCAAAUUUGCUGACGAUAUAACGACAAGUGCUCCAGUAAAAUCAGGAUCGGAUUCUGCUGAGGCUGAGGUGGAAAGCAUUCAGAAUUGGUCGGAAGCAAAUCAAAUGACAUUAAAUGUUUCUAAAACGUGGGAAAUGGUUGUGCACGGUGGGUCUAUGAAACCGUUACCGGCACCGAUUGUAGGCAAUGAACGAAAGAGCUGGUUGAAAUUACUAGGUGUCACAUUUCAGGAAAAUCCAUGA
This is a messenger RNA of Paramuricea clavata, 805 nucleotides long. NCBI's taxonomy places the organism in Eukaryota, Metazoa, Cnidaria, Anthozoa, Malacalcyonacea, Plexauridae. The record is from the annotation of a GenBank genome assembly.